This is a messenger RNA of Caenorhabditis elegans, 1060 nucleotides long. It is a transcript of the gene C38C3.3, whose product is annotated as MADF domain-containing protein. The record is from RefSeq and is marked reviewed. Bases 103 to 1017 code for a protein of 304 amino acids. The transcript has 8 exons. NCBI's taxonomy places the organism in Eukaryota, Metazoa, Nematoda, Chromadorea, Rhabditida, Rhabditidae.
AAUAAUCCGUGAGAUUGAUAAUAUCGAUAAAUUUCAAUUAUUUCUCACUUUCAUACUCGUCAACACCUCAUUUACUACUCGUCGUUUAUUCACAUUUUACAAAUGAACUGCAGACAAUCAAAGAAAUAUUCUCACAUCUGGGACAACGUCUGUACCGCCGGCACCACUCGUCAUGACCCGUAUUACGUCUGCUACGACACCACCGGCUCCACCAUCUCAACACUGUCAAUUUUGGAAGUUUCACGUGAACAAAUUACCUUAGUGUCGCCACGUGUCAAAUGUCCCCCCAAGCCAAGAGUUGUGGAAAAACCAAAGAAGAGGGAUGUAUACGUUACGAACUGGGAUCGUGCGGCGGCGGAGCAACCGAAAGCGCUUUCUACGUGGAUUUAUCAGCCAUUUGAUAAGAAAAAGUACAACAACCGCACGGCAUCCGAGGCCUUCGACGCCUACCAACACCGCCUGAGACUGAAAAAACUGCCCGAGACGAAGCAAAAAUUCACAAAAACCACCAAAAGACACGUGACUAUUAUCGAAGCGGCGACGGAAGUUGUUCAGGAUAGGUGUCACCCCCAACCGAAGUCCUACCAAAAAAUUCGCAUUUUCAAUCAUCGAGAUGAUGAGGUGAAAAUCGAUAAUUUUUCGGCUCGUCGAGCUCCAAAACUCCGCGACGAUGAUAGUGACGAGCUCAACGUGGAUGUACCAGCUGAAGAUGAUGAUGAUGUGGAACUCGAUGACGUCAUCGUUGCUCAAAAUCCGGCGUUUUACGGCACAAUUGAGGCGGAGAAGUGUGCGGAACGAGUUGCUGCACAUCUUUCGAUGGCCUGUGAGAACAUGGAACGUCUGCAAUUUGUGAGCGAGGCCGUGUAUCCACAGAGUGCUGAUCAUUUGAAGAAACUUCAAGAAAUCGAUGAUGACGUCAAGGAUUUCAAUUGGCAGAUGAGAGAGCGUCGUGUCAAGGCUUCAAAUCCAGCAGGAACAGCCACAAAAGUUGCACACUUCAUUAUCCACGACAAUUGAUUCCUCGACUUCUGUGAAUGAAGAAUUUAUGAAUUGAAUUUUC